Molecule: messenger RNA, 1188 nt
Organism: Recurvomyces mirabilis
Lineage: Eukaryota; Fungi; Ascomycota; Dothideomycetes; Mycosphaerellales; Teratosphaeriaceae
Exons: 3
Coding region: 1-1188 (395 amino acids)
Source: RefSeq, a predicted model, not a curated record
AUGGCGGUGCAGGUGCUCUUCGAGACCACUUCGGCUCUGCUCCUGCGCCUGCAGAGCAACGUCUGCGAAGAGCCCGUCAAGAUCUGUGUCUCGCCCCAAGUCAAACCCGCCAUCGUCGAGCAAUCUUCACUCACUGCAGUAUCCAAGUACUUCUUCCGCGAUUUCAAUCCAGACAAUAACUAUGCUUGGUUCAACGGAAUCGAGCAGAUGGACCGCGAGUAUGACUGGAGCAAUCAUACAUCCGAAGCUCGCAUCAUCUUCCUAUACUGGCUGGUCAACAAGCGCACGCCAUACCAGAGCGAGAUCACCAUCUUGUCUCUAGGUGCAGACCAGGGUUACCAAUGCCUACUUGCACAGGCCUACUCGCUCGCACAAGAGAAAAGCGUGCUCAAGAUGACGAAUGAUGUGAUGCGUCAGUUUAUUCCUACACUGUUACAGACCGAACUCACUGUAACGAGCAUUCAGGCUAUGCUGAAGAAGCCGGCUCUUACGGCAGGCACGAUGCUGAGGCUGGCCAUCUGCGAAGAGGUCAUCUUUCUGGAACGACGUGGCAAACAGCUCCUGAAGCAUCUCGACCUAAGAUGGGCACUUCGUUUCGAUGGCGACAUGUAUACCGCCCAGACCCGAUUCACAGCACGAGGCAAGGUCCGAGGAAAAGCUGAAGACUUCUUCGUAGAGGUCACAUCUCCAAGUGAUUCGGAUGUGCCACCUCGUCCGCCACGACGUGGACCACGAGACGUGGAUUUCUCGCGCCUGGCGGAAGAUAUCAUGCGGCCUAAACCUCAACCUAGGGCGAAGCGAAACUUCGACAAGCCGAGGAAGCCAGGGAGUCGUGCACCUAUCUGGGAGCCAGUCGUAAUAACACGCACCUUUCGCCUUCCAGAGGGAACAACUCUGCAGGACCUCCUGCCGCAAGGUACCAUGUUCGCCGAUGAUAUCGACGAGGAAAUGCUGUCAGCUGUCGAAGAGUGGGAUACAGAUGCCGAGACACUUGCAGACACUGCCACGCCUGCUGGAAGCUUCAUCGACACGCCGGCGGACCUUUUCAUGGACACUCCUGCUAUGUCGAUCAUAGCUGACGACUCGACAAUGGUCGGUGACGACGCAACCAUGGCGGAAGCAACACCCGCUUCGAAGAUCACACUCCUGGAAGCCGAAAACCGACACCUCAUCGAGAAUGGCCUGUGA